Molecule: messenger RNA, 1173 nt
Organism: Linum tenue
Lineage: Eukaryota; Viridiplantae; Streptophyta; Magnoliopsida; Malpighiales; Linaceae
Source: the annotation of a GenBank genome assembly
ACUUGAUAACGCUUGCGCUGCGAAAGGUUGCUCAACAGGGCAUGGAAAAGAAGACGACGAACGAUCAUCCUUGCUGAGACAUUUGCAGAGCUUCGUGAAAGCCCGAAAGUCGGUCAGAUUUCCAUUUCCGCCGGGCAAUUUCAACCUCUCUGUUCGCCGCCGUGAACCACAUCCUCGGAAUCCAUGGUGAUCGAUGUUUAUUUGCAUGCACUCUACCUUCAGUCGAAUCUCUAUAGAGGGGUAUCCAGGAAGGAUAAGCCGAGAUCCCGUCAUCAUGGUGGGUUAACCCAGCAGAAGAAGCAAGAAAUUAAGGAAGCAUUUGAUCUAUUUGACACUGAUGGCUCAGGGACUAUUGAUGCUAAGGAGCUGAAUGUUGCCAUGAGGGCGCUCGGCUUUGAAAUGACAGAAGAGCAAAUCAAUCAAAUGAUUGCAGAUGUGGACAAGGAUGGCAGUGGCUCAAUCGACUUUGAUGAAUUCGUACACAUGAUGACAGCCAAAAUUGGAGAAAGGGAUACUAAAGAAGAACUCAUGAAAGCAUUCCGCAUCCUUGACAAUGAUAAGAAUGGGAAGAUAUCAGUCGAUGACAUUAAGCGAAUAGCAAAAGAGCUUGGCGAGAGCUUAACCGACAGAGAGAUCCAAGAGAUGGUUGAUGUUGCUGAUCAAGACCGGGAUGGAGAAGUGAACAUCGAGGAAUUUUUGAGGAUGAUGAGAAGAACAUCGUACCACUACUGAUGCUUCUAACAAUGAAUUUCUGCUUUUGAUUUCAAUCAUUAUCCUGUUGCACAAUAUACCUAUGUUUGUACAAACCGGACAUAGCAUCAAGAUACCUUAUGCAAGAAAAUCUAUGGGCUCUACUUUAACUAGCUUCUUCAUGCUGUCCACACUGCUGCAUAAUGUAUUUCCGAGUUUUAUGCGUCAUUCAGUCCAGAGAUCUAUGGAUGUUAUGAGAACUUUAUAAACUCGGCGCCAGCAUUUUGUCCAACACUGGAUGGUUUUAAUUCCUCAACCAGAGUUGGUCUCUCUGAACGCUCUGCUCCCUGGCUAUUCUCUCCACGGGCUCGUGUUCGUUCUAGGUUUGAAGCCUAACUCGAGCAGUUUGGCGACAGUAAUCCCUGUGGCUAUGCCGUUCCUGUUCAAUGAUUUUUACCCAAGAUUUAAUGUUGCUGUCUGGAU